CAGAGAGAAAGGAACGGGAACGGUGAAGCAAGGCGAGCCGGUGAUCGCGUAGUGGGACCAACAAAGUUACCUAGAUCGACAACAGAUACUUUUCUCGGCAGUAACCACCAAGACAUCAUGACGACACGAUCACUCGCAUCGUCCCCGACGCGACGACCGUCGACCGUCGGCCUGAUCGUCGCGCUCCUUCUUGUCGCGACGGCACAAAUAUGCAGCGGAGCGUACUACGGGAAACUGAUCAGCAAGCUGUCUGAACUUCAUCAUGGCGUGAGCGGCGAAGUUUAUGCCGUUGACGCAAGGACGCUAUUUAUCAAGGAUUUCACUUACGAUGGCGAAGGUCCAGCUGCCUUCUUUUACGCUGGAAACAGCAAGGGUCCGGGCAACAACGGAUUCCGGGUGCGAGACGAACGCGGAACCACGAACGUCCUUAAACGGUACCGCAAGAAGGACAUCACACUGACCUUACCGGACGGCAAGACCUUGAACAACAUCAAAUGGUUUUCGGUUUGGUGCGACGAAUUCUCAGUGAACUUCGGCGACGUCAGGAUACCGCGAGGCUUCGAUUAUCCGAAACCGCAGAAGCUGAAGCCAUUGCAUGGCAUACACGGCGUCAGUUCAGAGCCAGUUGUCAUCGUGGACGCUCAGACCCUUCUGAUACCCAGUUUCAGUUACGAUGGAGAGGCACCUGAUGCCAAAUUCUGGGUGGGCGCCGGUCCGAGCCCCUCGUCGCAGGGUAUCCGGGUGCCCGACGAGAACGGAAAAGAACAGCCGUUACGUCGUUACGAUCGCAAGACCAUCGUGCUAACGUUACCGGGCGACCUGACCGUUCACCAGCUCGGUCACUUUGGGGUAUGGUGCGAGGCCUUCGCCGUGGACUUCGGCCACGUGCAGAUUUCGCCCAACAUGAACGUACCGCCGUCCCUCAAAAUGCUCGGUGUUUCGCCACAGUCGAAACUUAACUGCGAGGUUCUCGAGGACACUUUAGCUUUCGAGGUGCGAUGGGCCGUAGCCGGGGACAGCAUUGUCGUCCAGCUCGUCGCGAAGCUAGAUGUCGGACAGUACAUGUCCUUUGGAUUAUCCGCGGACACGGAGAAGAGCAUGAUGGUCGGCGGGGACGUCACUGUGGCCUGGGUCGACAAGCAGACUCUGCAGGGAUACGCCAUCGAUUACUUCCUGGACGCGAAGUCCCAGUGCUCGGGACGUCGCGGCAGCUGCCCCGACAGGCGCAUACAGGACAACACGGACUCGGUGCGGCUGUUGAAUGCAGCGAUGGUGAACGGUUACAGCAUCGUUACGUACCAAAGACCGCUGAAGGCCAGCGACGAAUUGGAUUGGCCAAUCCUGACGAACAGAUCGCAGGCCAUAAUCUGGGCCAUCGGCCCGUUGAACGAUCGGCAGGAGGUCAGUUUUCAUAGCCACUAUCUGAAGAGCGAUCGGUUCAUCGAGUUUGGCAGACCGCCUGCGUGGAAUUGCCCCAUGCCGGAUCAGGAACCUUCCAAUGAGACGGCAAGCACCAGUCAAAUCGUCUCGAGGAGUUUGGAACGUACACAGGCGACUCCUGCACCGGCUUCCACGAGCGACGCUUGGGAGAUACCACCGAUUCAGUGUUACGAGCCAGAGGAUGGUGUUUUCUACGCGCAGAUGGGGCCCACCGGAGGGAAACACGGUUAUCCGGCCAUUACCGGUCACGUUGGCUGGGGGAUCUCUUGGUACAUCAAUGGAUUGUUGAUACCCGAGGUUAACGUGGUGCGGGGCAAGAGAUACACUUUCGUCGUGGAAGGCGGUUUAGAUCCCGAUAUCCCGGCACGUUAUCAUCCAUUCUACAUCACGGACGACCCGAUAGGCGGCUACUAUCACAAAACAGCGGAGGAGAAAGCGAAAGUGAAGAUAUUCGCCGGUGUGCGCAGACAACGUAACAAGGUCAUCCCCACGGGCGUGGGUCGUCUGUGCAAUUGGGUGCCGAACCCGGAUCAGCCGCCCGCGGACGACUUCGCGUCCUUCGGAGCUUAUCAGCGCACCCUGACCCUCGAGUGCGACCACGGCGAGCCGGGUAUCGUAGAAUGGACGCCCGACGAGAACACUCCCGAUACGGUGUACUACCAGUGCUUCACACAUCGUUACCUGGGCUGGAAGAUCAACGUUCACGACAGCUGCGACGUCAGCGAGCCGUCGGUGGCGCAGGUGGCCAGCGAGAAGCACGAGGUGUACGUGGAGCCGCCCCAGGAUCACCAGGAUCUGGAGUACGGCGCUAGCAUUGCCGUGCCGAGCAAGGUAACGCCAACGGCGGAGUUUCUUCAUCAACAGCAUGCUCAUCAUUCUCAUCGCGAAUACGGCGACCGUUACCCUCAUCAUCAUUCGACGACUAACAGCAAGCUAAGCGUCUUACAUCCGCAGCUACUAACGAACGCCAAUAACAAUUACGAUCGCUUGCAAUCAUCAUCAUCGUCCGAAAACUCGUACGGCGCACGUCCGAAGGACCCGCAGCAGCAGCAGCAGCAGCAGCAGCAGCAACAACACCGGUCGGCCACGAUCGUUCACGAACCAUCAUCUCUUCACGCUGGGACUCAUCUCACGGAGUUCGCGCGGGAGAUGCAACAUACCGCCACUAACCAGGAAUUGUCUAACCUCAUUGCAGAUCACCAGCGACCGUCACUGAGUCACGAGACAAGGUUGCCCUACGUAACGUCGGCCAUUGGCAACACCCAGCUACCGUUCUCCCGAGCGCCGCAUCAUUACGCGAGCAAUUAUCAUCACUACGUCCGCCAUCAGCUUCCUUCGCCUCCUUCUCGUUACUAUCAUCAGCCCGAACCGCCGAGGACCCAACUGAUGAUCAUCCGUCGGCCGGUGUCAAUAACGCGCCAUCCGGUAUUACAGACGUUACAGAAAGCCGCCAGUAUGAUGACGGGUGCAUUAUCGUUACCGUUCUCGUUCGCGUUCUCGCAAACGUCCUCGCCGCGGCCGAUUCUCAUUGAGCGCAAGAAGUCCGUUUACCGACCGCCCAUCGCAAUAACGACGCUGAAGACGACGGCCGACAAGAACAUCUUGCCGCCGUCCGAUAAACACGCGGCGAAGAUCGACUUGAAGCAACGCACGAAACUCGAGGCGAAGAUAGGAUCGAAUUCGGACAUCGCCGAGAACCAGGUGGGCUCCUCCUCCUCAUCUUCUUCCUCUUCCUCGUGGAAGCUUAUGAAGCCCGCGCGCAACACCGGCUUCAAUCCAGAUUCCAUCGUCAUCGAGAGCGGCUUCAAACCGAUCAUCAGAAACGUCGAUAGGGUCGCGCCCGACGUCGCGCAGAAGAGGCUGUCGAUCGCGACGGAGUCGUGGUCGCAGGACGGGGUGCUACGAAAGAACGGGGAUUAUCGUACGAUCGACGAAUUCUCGCCCGUUUUCGUGCCGUCGCUACCCGUGUCGGUCGACGGCGGCAGGAAACGGAAGAAGAAGACGUCUCCCGCACCGCGCUUCCCGCCCCGUUUCGACGACCUCGACGACAUGGAGAUGGCGGCCGAUCUUAGACUGGAUACCUACUAUCUCCCACCGAUCGGCAGGACGAGACCGGAGCAGCUGCCGUCGCCCUCUUCCUCCGGCGUCCUGAUCACUUACGACGGUAAGAAGCUGCGGGACUCCUCAGGCUUGACCAGAUCCGUCUCCGACACCGAGCACCGCGGCAAGGGUCGGCUGACCUCGGACAUUCUUAGCAAAACGCCGCAGUUCGGUAAGUUCCAGGGCGAGCUGCCGCCGCUGAUCCCCGGAGAGGUACGCGUCAACAGUUCAAUCCCCACCUCCUCGUACGGGAAGAAGAACCGUCUGCCGCAAGUCGUCGACCUGCCGCCGAAGACGAGCACGAAGCUGAAGUUGGUGGAGAGGUCGAGGAGAUCGCCGUUGGACGUCGGUCGCACGAUGUCCAGCGCGGACUUCCAGCAGGGCGGCGACCUUGGACGUCGGGAACGAAUCGAAUCGGUCAGCGGUGGAGCGCGCCCCGGCAUCCUCGGAUGGAUCCUUCUAAUCGCGAUCGCGGCGCGCUUCGCGAUCUGAGAGAUCGAUGACCGAUCCCGCGCGUGUCCUCCGACGAAGGCACUCUGUACUCUCGACGGGGUGAGAUCGGAAGACGUUGAUCGUUUUGACCGCACCCGCGCGGCUCACGGCGGCACAGGAUCGUUCGGGAAUGGUAGACGAUAUACUCUCCAACUGCGUUAACACCGGGGAAGGCAUUACUAACCAUUGAGAAAACCGCUGGUUUCCUAUAAAGUAGUACAAUCCGCCUGUCAAGCUCGCGUCUCGUAUCUCUGGUACCUCGAUCCGCUCUCGAUCGCGUUCUUUGCGCGGCGACCAUUAGUCGAAUAUCGAUUGACUCCUACGUUCCUUAGACUGAUAUCGGAUUUGUAUUGCUCAAACAUUCGGAUUUAUAUUGCUGCAAACAUUUUUGCUCGUUUAGUCUUUAUACUGUUGUACUGUGCUAUUGUUUGAAAAAAGAAGUAGAACUUUAUGCAUUAAUUCAUAUACAUUCGGACGCACGUUUUUUUCCCGUUUCGAUAUUAGAGGAAUUGUGCAAGCUACGUGUCUGGUAUUAGAAUUGUAAUCACACGCAAAGAGAGGUAAUAAAUAUUACUAUUUAAAAAAAUAGAUAACAUAAUAUCCGAUAAUAGAGACAGACAUAUUUAUACAUACAUAUAUAAUUGUUUUAAAAAUUAAAUUAAAAUUUUCGAUCUCGAAGAAAGCGAAGAAGCUGAUCAAUAAAUAAAAAAGGAAGACCUGUGUCUUCCUUUUUGUGUGUGACCAUAUUGACGCAAUUACGUAAAUAAGAAGUUAUGCGAAAUGCAAGUUCCAUAUGAUUGUAAUAAAUCUAUAUUUUCUGAUACUGUGACAUUACGACUCACAAUGACAAUGUAUAAUUGUAAGGAAAAUAAAAGUUUCCAAUUAUUAAAGAUAAAACGCCAAAAACCCGAUCGAGUUUCAAAAAUGCCAGUUUACAACUGGCGCAGGAGGCGUUCGCAGCAACAGGUAUUUGUUGAGUUUUGCUGGCAUAUUUUUGUAAAUAAGUUCAAAUAUUUGUUAAUAAAGGUAAAUCUUUUGACACAGUUA
This is a messenger RNA of Solenopsis invicta (red fire ant), 5079 nucleotides long. RefSeq names its product protein Skeletor, isoforms B/C (gene Skeletor). The record is from RefSeq and is a predicted model, not a curated record. The transcript is spliced from 14 exons. Bases 118 to 4032 code for a protein of 1304 amino acids. Lineage: Eukaryota; Metazoa; Arthropoda; Insecta; Hymenoptera; Formicidae.